AUGGUGUUCCUUGUGCACGCAGCACAGCUGCUGGAACUUGACAAGAUGCAAGCAGGGAACACAGGAGCAGGGUGGGAGUCGCAGCUGCUGGAAACAGGCUUCCUGGGGGUCUUUCUGUGCCCUCUGUGGACUCUGUCUCGGUUACCCAGACACACCCCCACGUCCCGGAUCGUCCUGUGGGGUUUUCGGUGGCUGAUUUUCAGGAUCAUGCUCGGAGCUGGCCUGAUCAAGAUCCGGGGGGACCGGUGCUGGCGAGACCUCACCUGCAUGGACUUCCACUAUGAGACGCAGCCGGUGCCCAACCCCAUGGCCUAUUACCUGCACAGGUCACCCUGGUGGUUCCACCGCUUCGAGACAUUCAGCAACCACUUUCUCGAGCUCCUGGUGCCCUUCUUCCUCUUCCUGGGACGAAGGAUGUGCAUCCUGCACGGCGUGCUGCAGAUCCUGUUCCAGGUGGUCCUCGUCAUCAGCGGGAACCUGAGCUUCCUGAACUGGCUGACCAUGGUGCCCAGCCUGGCCUGCUUCGAUGACGCCACUCUGGGAUUCCUGUUUCCUUCUGGGCCAGGCAGCCUAAAGGAUCAAGUUCUUAGAAUGCAGAGGGAGGAAACCCAAGGGCACCGGCCCAUGCCAACAUAUGGCUGUGUGGUGCGGCGGAUGGUCAACCUCUCACUGGGCAUCCUUGUGACCUGGCUCAGUGUCCCCGUCAUCAUCAACCUGCUGAGUUCCCAGCAGGUCAUGAAUGUCUCCUUCAACCCACUCAGAAUCGUCAACACUUAUGGGGCCUUUGGAAGCAUCACCAAGGAGCGAACAGAGGUGAUCCUGCAGGGCACGGCCAGCCCCAACGCCAGUGCACCCAAUGCUGUGUGGGAGGACUAUGAGUUCAAGUGCAAGCCGGGCGACCCCAGCAGGCGGCCCUGCCUUAUCUCCCCCUACCACUACCGCCUCGACUGGCUCAUGUGGUUCGCGGCAUUCCAGACCUAUGAGCACCACGAGUGGAUCAUCCACCUGGCGGGCAAGCUCCUAGCCAACGACCCCGAGGCCCUGUCCCUGCUCAGGCUCAACCCCUUCGCAGGCAGGGCUCCCCCCAGGUGGGUCCGAGGAGAGCACUACAGGUACAAGUUCAGCCAGCCCGGGGGAAAGCACGCAGCAGAGGGCAGGUGGUGGGUCCGGAGGAGGAUCGGCCCCUACUUCCCCCCGCUCCGUCUGGAGGACCUGAGGGGUUACUUUAGGUCACGGGAGUGGCCUUAUGUGGAAACCAAUGCAGACACUGGGCGUGCACCGUGAAAUAAAGGCCAGAAGACCCCCAGCCCGGGCUGCUCUGAGUGAAAUCUCAGCCGUGUGCUUCUGGGACAUGGCCGUGGGUCCCUUGCUCUGCCGCCUGGACGCUCCAAGCUUGGCACCGCCACUGAGAAAGAA
Cynocephalus volans (Philippine flying lemur) is the source of this 1416-nucleotide messenger RNA. It is a transcript of the gene LMF1, whose product is annotated as lipase maturation factor 1. The record is from RefSeq and is a predicted model, not a curated record. The coding region runs from base 1 to 1284 and encodes 427 amino acids. The transcript has 9 exons. NCBI's taxonomy places the organism in Eukaryota, Metazoa, Chordata, Mammalia, Dermoptera, Cynocephalidae. Gene Ontology annotation, cellular component: endoplasmic reticulum membrane. Gene Ontology annotation, biological process: protein maturation.